This is a messenger RNA of Prosopis cineraria, 1475 nucleotides long. RefSeq lists its product as uncharacterized. The transcript has 10 exons. The record is from RefSeq and is a predicted model, not a curated record. Lineage: Eukaryota; Viridiplantae; Streptophyta; Magnoliopsida; Fabales; Fabaceae. Bases 76 to 1092 code for a protein of 338 amino acids.
AAUUGCACUUGAAGCUCUGCUAUGGCGGCACGCAAACCAUGAGGUUUGAUCUGGUAGUUGGAAAACACUCAUCCCAUGACAAGUGUGACCUUGAGCGUCCAUAUCUCCCUUGCGGCACUUGCAAUGUUCGUUCUCAAGGCAUGGAGAUCAACGGCUUUCGCUCUUUAUGGGUACCUGAAUUUCACCAAAGCUGGAUUUCUGGAGCAUUCGAAGAGAUUCAAACCAGAGGAUAUGGAAGCAAAAAUACCCGGUAAAAAUUGCAUUAUUACUGGAGCAAACUCCGGAAUUGGCUAUGCGACAGCAGAGGGUCUUGCCCAACGUGGUGCAACUGUAUAUCUUGUAUGUCGUAAUAAGGAGAGGGGAGAGGCUGCUCUUUCUAAAAUUCAAUCUACAACAGGCAAUCAGAAUGUUCAUUUGGAGGUUUGUGACCUUUCUUCUGUCAGUGAGAUCAAGUCAUUGGCAUCCAGAUUUUCCAAAAAGGAUGUUCCGGUUCAUAUGUUGAUAAACAAUGCUGGCACACUUGAGAAUAAUCGAAUCACCACAUCAGAAGGGUUUGAGUUGAAUUUCACAGUUAAUGUAUUAGGCCCUUAUACCCUGACAGAAUCAAUGUUGCCAUUACUAGAGAAAGCUGCUCCUGAUGCUCGUGUUAUUACAGUUUCCUCUGGUGGAAUGUAUGCUUCUCCCUUGACCACUGAUCUCAUGUACUCUGAGAGCAACUUCAAAGGGGUUGAGCAAUAUUCUCGAAAUAAGCGUGUCCAGGUCGCACUAACAGAAAAGUGGGCUGAGAAAUACAUGAACAAGGGGAUAGGAUUCUACUCAAUGCACCCAGGUUGGGCUGAAACUCCUGGAGUUGCCAGGAGUUUGCCAAGCUUCAAUGAGAAACUUAAGGGGAAGCUUAGAACAAGUGAAGAAGGUGCAGACACUGUGAUUUGGCUGGCUCUUCAAGCCAAAGAUAAACUGGUACCUGGGGCAUUUUAUUUUGACAGAGCUGAAGCACCCAAACAUCUUAAAUUUGCUGCUGCCACUGGGUCUCAUGCUUUGAUAGACUCUAUUAUUAGUAGUCUAAACUCCAUGGCUUCUCUGUCUGCCUAGGUGGAGUGCUUUUACCGUGAAACUGAAAACCUAAUUCUGUAAAUUAUAUUUUAAACAUACGUUAGUGAAAGUAAUUGACAUUGUUCCUUAGAUCUCAAGUAUCUUUGAUCUGACUGGGACUUGAAAGCCCAAACCUGGACUAAAAAUUUGGUUGCAGUGAUGCAAUCACGCAAAAGCACUUGGAGACCCAUGGCAGGUUUCACUGAUUAGAUGACAAGUUGCACCUGUCUGUUAUGUUUAUAUUUUAGCCUCUCUUAUUUUCUAUCUUAAAAAUAUAGCAUGUAAUAAUCACUUUAUACAUCAAAUCCCAUUGUCUGUUGCAUUUAAGUUGAGCUACUCUGUAUUUGAUAUAUUUCCUAUAAUCCAAAUACGUGAUUGUAUCA